This is a messenger RNA of Knipowitschia caucasica, 918 nucleotides long. The record is from the annotation of a GenBank genome assembly. NCBI's taxonomy places the organism in Eukaryota, Metazoa, Chordata, Actinopteri, Gobiiformes, Gobiidae.
AUGUCCAGAGGUGGUCAGCAGCGUGAGGGGGAGUGGGCCUCCCGCUGUUCUCAUGGACCUCUCGGAUGUUUGAGAGUUAGCCACAGACAGCGCAGUCCAUGCCUCUGCCUUCGGGGGUCAUUGAUGGGAAACCAACUGGACAGGAUCACCCACCUCAACUACAGCGAGCUGCCCACGGGGGAUCCGUCCGGCCUGGAGAAGGACGAGCUUCGGGUCGGCGUCGCCUACUUCUUCUCUGAUGAAGAGGAAGAGGUGGACGACCGCACACCGUCCGACUGUGGCUUCAAAGAGCCGGAGGAUGGAGAGGAGGAGGACAGGGGGCCCUUCACGGUCAGCGAGGUGGAGUACUCCGCCUUCUGCUGCCAGGAAUGCAUCUUCUCCAAACUGCACGAGCACGAGGACUUGAACGUGUACACGGUGAAAAGUUUGCUGACUAUGUGCAAACCCGGAGACCUGCUGGAGCUGGUGGGCACGGCUCAGGCACCGCACUGGGUCAUAUACGAGCAGGAGGACCGGGUCAUCCACCUGCACAAGGGGGAGAUCCGCAAGGACAGCCUGCUUGAGCUCAGCAACGGCCGCCACGGGAGGAUAGUCAACAACCGGUACCGGUACCGGCCGCUGCCCGCGGACCUGGUGAUGCAGAACGCCGUGGGCCACGUGGGGCUCAGCACGGAGGACAUAUGCUGGACCAACUCAGAAAGUUUUGCCGCCUGGUGCCGCUUCGGGAAGCGCGAGUUUAAAGCGGGGGGAGAAGUGCACUCCGCGGAGCAGCAGUAUUUCCUCAAAGUGCACUUGUCCGGCAGCGGCGUGCACACGCUGGUGUUCCGCAGCCUGGAGGACAUGAUCCGCGAGAGGAGGCGGGUGGACGCCUGUGGGAUCCUCAAAGAGCUAUCUUUGGUUAACGGGGGCAAGGAGUGA